CGUACAUAGGCGAGUGAUGCGACAUCGACGCGUGAUCUUUAUCGGUGUCUGUUGCUGAGGAGAUGUGGGCGCGGCUUGUAGCCAUCAGCACUUAUGAUUGGAUCAACGUAUGUCAGAUUUAUGCAAAUAUCCCGCGCGGGUGGCUCGCGUGCACAUUUUGACAUGUAGCUUAUCGGAUUUCGACAAAUGAGAGAGAUACUUGAAUUAUUCCGUUACUUCUCAGGACUUGAAAGAAAAACACCGGUUAUGUGCUAUAGAAUGGUAGAAACUCCACGAGAAUGCAUUUCUGAAUAGUUUGGAUCCGCCGGAAUGAGUAACUGUGCCGAUAUGAUGUAUCCGCUGUACCCUCCGUACUUUCCACAUAAAACCCCCACCAAUGACAUAUCGAAAUACGGUUCCACCGGAAGUGCCCCUUUGUAUGACCACACAAACAACGCGUAUCCUUCCAUCCCGGAUACUGUCAACACGAACGGUUCUAGGAAUGCCGACUUGGGUAGCACCAAUGUCGACAUGGAGAGUCAACCCAAGGCGUCUCAGUAUGUCAACCCCAACUGUGUGCUACUAAAUUACUUCACCGGUGACACAGCGACAGUUGUGGACGAACAUUUUUCUCGUGCACUGAGUCAGCCGAGCAGCUUCACGGCCGACCGUGGUACGACACCACUCCGCAAAACAGACAAACCACUGAUGUGCCAUCGAAAGUUACCGCCGUCGUUCUGGAAUAGUUCGUACCGUCCCCCGGCAACUACCAAUCCUUUGGGACCCUCGGGAGGGGGACUUGAUUACUCCAGGGACACGUACUUCAGUCCCUCCUGGUACUCUCUACAGAACAAUUGGCCGUACAGACUUCCUUCCCACGGACACUCGGAGCUUGGACAAAGUCUGUCCUACUCGUCCCUUGACACUUCCAGCAAGUUGAGUAAUCCCUACCAGUCCUUUGUGUUUCCAGCAAAUUAUGAUUCCAGACCUUCUAAAUUUGAAUUUUCCAAAAACAUGGAUCCCCUGAGCGGAUCUAGUGGCUACUACGGACUCUCAAGAUUAGGCAUGGACUUUCCGUCAAAAAGCAACAUUGAAAGUACUGUGUCUGGUCUGGAGUACCAGCUUCAGUCGGCACGGAGAGAAUUGUGUUGGUGACGUCAAUACAACAUUGAUGACAAACUUCCGGUGUCAUGUGUGCAUAAACUAAACACCAAAGAUCUAUCGUAGGUCUUCGCCUAAUUGUGGUAUCAUGAUUUCUCGUCAGCAGGGACGUGACUAUUCGUUAUUAUGAGGAUUUACUGAGCACGUGACAUAUGUGAUAAGAGUUCUAUGUUCCGUGCAUUGUGAUCAAAGUGCCAAAUUGUUGUGAUUGAAAACGCAUGCAGGACAGUAACACAUAAUACGGCGUACCCAGAUGUACCCAGGCGUCUGCAAAGUCCCUGGAAAAUUAUUCACAGUCAAUAUUGAAAUGAUUGGGAUAUAAAAUAAAGCUGUGAUACAGAUGUAAACGUCUACCUGUGCGAAACUGAUGAUACAGGUGUAGAUGUCUACCUGUAUAGGACUGAUGAUACAGGUGUAAAUGUCUACUGAUACGAGACUGAUGAUACAGGUGAAAAUGACUACCUGUACGAGACUGAUGAUACAGGUGUAAAUGACUACCUGUACGAGACUGAUGACACAGGUGUAAAUGACUACCUGUACGAGACUGAUGAUACAGGUGAAAAUGUCUACCUGUGUAGGACUGAUGAUACAGGUGUAAAUGUCUACCGAUACGAGACUGAUGAUACAGGUGUAAAUGUCUACCGAUACGAGACUGCUGAUUAAGGUGUAAAUGUCUACCUGUACGAGACUGAUGAUACAGGUGAAAACGUCUACCUGUGUGGGACCUGUGUUAAAGGUCUGUGUGUGUUAGAAUGUAUUUAAGACACGUAGACGACUGUUGAUAUCUGACAGAAUAUUUGGAAAUCAAAAAUACAAUAUCUAUGCAUUCCUUCCCUACUCUAGCCGGAAUCCGCCGGUAUCCCGGUCAUUACAUAUCGACAGCAUCAUACGUAUAUAUUUGUCGAUUUUCAUUUUCAGCUUAUUAAUUGUAUCUGUUUAUAUGUGUUAUUUGAAAUGACAAUUUUACACGCUAACUUUCUAACCCUCUACGCAAAGACUGCUUCACUGUGCCGGCAAAACCUUAUGUGCAAAUUUAGCAUUUUCUAUCUGAGUAGAAGCGAGUACAUUGUUUUGUCGUAGGAUCUAACAGAACAAGUAACAAUUGUGUACAAUAGUUACAUAUUACGCACUGUUUACUGUCAAUAUUUUAUCAAAUAGAGUAUACUUUACACCUGGAAAUGAAACACAUUCAAUAGUAAAUGUGUUUAAAGUAUAUAUACCGUUACCAAGUGAAGUUAAACUCGGGUUUCUAUGAUAUAAAGAGAGUCAUAUCUGAUGACGUCACGAAUGACAGGAAGGGCUCCCACCCAAAAUAGUGUCAAGUACGGACAGAGAGAUCCAACAGAUACCUAUUCUUUGACGCGUCUGUCUCAAAGAGUCCUUUAAAAUUCCUGGAAUGGAGCCGAAACUUUUAUACCGAUCACUUCGCUCCCUUUGAUUUCCUCUAUUCCUGUCGGUAGUCCAGAAGAUAAAACACGCUGUAUGGGAUUUACACAAAUUUGAAACGCUGUUCUAAGCAUUCCCAUGAAACUUCAUAGAAUCUUGAGCAUUUCUCUUAGUAUUAUUGAUAUACAGGACCCAUAUUCAUUUACGCGUUGUUUUACCUUUAUACAAAUUGCUGUCGUUUUGGAUCUCGCUAUACACUGACAAUGUUGGCAUAUCUUUUGCUUCAUGGGGGUUGGUUUGUUGCAUUUAACGACAAAAAUCCGUAAUGUUUCUCCGGUAAGGAAUUGUUUAUCAUUCUUCACGCACGUGUUUCUUCAAACAACAGCUUGCCUUACUAUGUUCUUCCGUCAAACAACAAAUAAUUUGCAUUAGUUUGUUCCAUAAAAAGACAGCUAACCUUCAUUUAUUCAUUCAUAGCAUCGACAUCUAACUUAUCUGUGUGUUCUGUAAAACGACAAAAAUUUACAAUUGUAUUCCGUAAAACAGCUAACCUAACAUUGUGUUCCGUAAAACAGCUAACCUACCACUGUGUUCCGUAAAAUGACAUCUAACCAAUCUUGUGUUCCAUAAAACAUCUAACCAAUCUUGUGUUCCGUAAAAUGACAGCUAACCCAUUUUUGUGUUCCGUAAAACAGCUAACAUACUUUUGUGUUUAAUAAAACGACAGUUAACCUACCAUUGUGUUCUGUAAAUGACAGCUACUGUAUUAUUGUCUGUUCCCAGUAAAACAGAAGCUUACCUUCCUUUGUUUGUCCCGUUACUGCAGUAAAGCAGUGUGUUGUGUGUUCACAAAGAACUGUAUAGAUAAAACAUAUGUAUAUAUUAUUAUAGAAUCGGAUGUAUAUUUCUCUAUGACGUUUUAUGUAAAUAAGAUAUACAUUUUACUGUGAGAAUCAAUGUAAGAAUGGAGAGCUGUGUGAAGUAAAGAAUAAAACAAAGAAAUAUUAA
This is a messenger RNA of Ylistrum balloti, 3534 nucleotides long. RefSeq names its product transcription cofactor vestigial-like protein 2. The transcript is spliced from 4 exons. The coding region runs from base 310 to 1134 and encodes 274 amino acids. Gene Ontology annotation, cellular component: nucleus. Gene Ontology annotation, biological process: regulation of transcription by RNA polymerase II. NCBI's taxonomy places the organism in Eukaryota, Metazoa, Mollusca, Bivalvia, Pectinida, Pectinidae. The record is from RefSeq and is a predicted model, not a curated record.